GAGCAAGAUUAAAUGAAAAUUUUUACUUUAUAAUAAUAGUAAUAAUUUAAUAAACUAAAACUGACCAAAAAGUAGGGAUUGCGAUAGCGGUACUAUAUUAUAGCAUACAGCCACUUUUAAAAUUACGCAAAAAUAUGACCCAUACACGCUGUUUUUUGUAGACUGCCAAAAACAUUAAUUGGCCGUUGGCUACCGAAAAGCGUGAGAGUUAAUGUAACUUGUUUUGUAGCCUAGUAUGUCAUGACGUCGCUUAUUGUAUCACGACUCACAACUUCGGCCUUUUGAGCCUGAGCUGACGGUCUGUCGCGGUCGGCACGAACAAGUAUUUUCAUACAAAUUCAGUUUUCGACAUUCUACUGUAGUCAGUGAAAGUACUCCGUACAUACACUACUGUUAUUGGCGUCUUGUCUAAGCCCCCUGAGCGCAAAUAGGUAUCUAUGGAAUUAUUCCAUAUUUCUGUUUUCUAUACUCUUGCAUUUGUUGAAUGUUGGCUGUUACCAUAAUUUAUUUUUAUGGUAAAUAUGCAACUGCAAGGCAGCGAAAAAAAUAGUAAAUACCGGUAAUUAAUACAUAUUCAUCAUUCAACAAUAUAGCUAAUAUAUCUUUUAAUAAUUAGCACAAAUAUUUAAUAAAAUUUAAGGUACUUACUCUAAUAAUAAAUAAUAACCUCGUUAAGGAUUAUUAACAAAUUAAAUGAACGUUGUAUGCAUUUUUAUUAAUAUUUAACGUAUUGUUUCUCAAAUAGAAUUUCAACAUUGUAUUUUGGAAAAUACUAAACAUGGACAAAAAAACCAUGACGUGCUUUUUCAUAGAAUUUUUACUUUUACUUACUAUGGCAAGUGCUAAAAAUGACCGAAAUCAAGUUCGACCUCAAAAACUUAACGAUUGUCGCCGAUGUCAGGUUUUUAGCGACUCCUUUAUAAAAUGGUUUGGGAAAACAUCUCGUGGUAAAUUUGAUGGUGGAGAUGUAGCUUGGGAAGAAACAAAACUUAAGUCUUAUGCUCAGAGUGAGAUAAGAUUGGUAGAAAUUCAGGAAAACCUUUGUUCAGAAUUAAGUAGACAUAUGGAUGAAUGUUAUUCAGUUGCUGAAGAAGCAGAAUAUUUAGUGGAGAAAUGGUGGUCAGAAGGAAAUUUUAAAAUAUCAGAAUUUUAUUCUUGGCUCUGUUUGGAAAACCUAAAGUAUUGUUGUCUUAAGCAUCAUUAUGGUGCAGAUUGUACCCCAUGUCCUUUAGAUAAAAAUGGAAAUAUCUGUAACAAUAAAGGUACUUGUCAUGGUGAUGAGACUCGCAAAGGUAAUGGAACUUGUAUCUGUGAUGCAGGUUAUACUGGUCAAUUUUGUAAUCAAUGUGCUAGUAAUUAUUAUAGUAAUAAGGAAACUGAAUGUAUGCCCUGCCAUAAAGCAUGCCAGGAAUGUUUUAGUUAUGGUAGUAAUAAGUGUAAAGUAUGUGCUGUUGGUUGGGAACUAAUAACUGAUAGUUGUACUGAUAUUAAUGAAUGCCAGUUAGGUACUGUGUGUAAAAAUAACCAAUAUUGUAUCAAUAAUGAAGGUUCAUUUUCUUGUAAAUAUUGUGAUGCAUCUUGUUUAACUUGUAUUGGUUCUGGUUCCUAUAACUGCACAGCUUGUAGGGCUAAUGAGGAACUGUGGUCUGGUAAAUGUAUAGAUAAAAAAAUGGUUAAUAAUCUCUUAUUAAAUGCAGAUAAAAGAUUAUUUAUGUAUAGUUCUUUAAAUAUUGUCAUGUAUUUAUUUUACAGAAGAACAAAAACUUUAGCAAUUGGUAUAGGUGUUUUAGCUUCAUUUUUAAUAUUUAAACUAGAGACAGCGUCAGAUGUCACUGUUAAGGAUUCCAUCACAAACCAUAUUGCAACAUGGCUUUGAUUUAAAACUUAUUCAAGCUUAGAAAAUAAGUCAAAAGCAUAUAAAAGGUGUAUU
Molecule: messenger RNA, 1930 nt
Organism: Pieris rapae (cabbage white)
Lineage: Eukaryota; Metazoa; Arthropoda; Insecta; Lepidoptera; Pieridae
Product: cysteine-rich with EGF-like domain protein 2-A
Exons: 1
Coding region: 779-1876 (365 amino acids)
Molecular function (GO): calcium ion binding
Source: RefSeq, a predicted model, not a curated record